This is a messenger RNA of Miscanthus lutarioriparius, 1098 nucleotides long. The record is from the annotation of a GenBank genome assembly. NCBI's taxonomy places the organism in Eukaryota, Viridiplantae, Streptophyta, Magnoliopsida, Poales, Poaceae.
AUGGAGUGUGGUGUAGCCUUUAAUGCAGCAAAUUCAAGGCAAUUUGAGAUUGCUUGUGAGGCAAUGACCCAAUAUGGUUCAGCCCCGAGGGAACGAUUUACGGAGUCGGUUGAUGCAUCAAGUGAAGUUCAUAGUGCAACAAUGCUAGCUGAUUUGUUACAGGAGAAGAUUGAGGACAUUGGAAGGGACAAUGUUGUUCAAGUUGUGACCGACAAUGGCGCUAACUAUAAGGCUGCUGGUAAGAUCUUGAUGGAUAGGAUUCCCACACUGUUUUGGAGUCCUUGUGCUGCACAUUGCUUGGAUCUGAUGUUGGAAGAAAUUGGGAACUUGAAGGCAUUCAAGAAACCUAUUGCACGUGCUAAGCGUGUCACCAACUUCAUUUAUAGGCAUGGAAGGCUUCUUAGUGCAAUGAGGGCUCAAACAGGUGGGACUGAUCUUGUUAGGACAGCAAAGACUCGAUUUGCCACAUCAUUUCUGACAUUGAAGAGUUUGUACAAGAACAAGGAUGCCUUGAAGAGCUUGUUUCAGAGUCAACAAGUGCAAGACAUUGUGCUAUCUCUUGAGUUUUGGAACUCAAGAGAAGAUUGCCUAAGAGCUUCAGCCCCACUCUUAAUUGUUUUGAGGGCUGUUGAUGGUGAUGAGAAGCCUGCAAUGCCAGAGGUAUGGGCUCUAAUGAAUCAUGCAAAAGAGAGGAUAAAGCAAAGCUUCAAUAUACCAACCAAGGAUGGCCUACUCAAGAAGAUCAUGGAAAUUAUUGAGAGGCGUUGGGUGAAACAAAUGGACCAUCCAUUUGCUUGGAAGAAUGAUACCGAUGUGGAAACACAAAUGAAGAUCAAUAGGCGUGCCAUUGAGUAUGAAGAGCAACGUGGAGAAGCCUUCUCAAACAAAAUGGCAAAGGAAAGCUAUGACAAAAUGAAUCCUCGUCGUAACCUUCCUAGGAGAGCUGCUGCUCUGUUCAAGAUUAUAGACGCCCUUGAAAUGUUCCUGCUGCUGCUGCUUUCUUUGAAGAUGGCGAAGAGGAAGACGAAGUUGAAGACCCACAUGAUGAUGCGAAUUUGCUUCAAGGGGAUGGAUGCUACGUGGGAGAAGAGCUUUUGA